GAGGUGGUGGUACCCCAUCGACUGUGCAUUUAAAUCUGUUUAUUUGCGUUUUAAUCUGAGAUAGACACCAGGAAGUGUAGGACAAGUUCGGAUAGAAAUCAACAUGGCAGAGAGGAGUACGCUAGUCAAUCCAGGGUUUCGGCCCUACCAGAAAGGAUUGGAUGAACACUCGCAGCCUUCAAGUUUCCCGGAUCAGACACCGGCGUCCUAUCGAGUUCUACCUAAUGGUGAAAUUCGUCGUGAACAGACGGACUUGAAACCGAGUGACAGGCAUAAUCAACAAAUGCUCUCACAAAAUCGCGACAUAAGAGGAACACGUGUGCUGCCUUCCCAACAUUCAGAGUCAAAACUGUCACAGUCACAGACACCGGCGUCCUAUCGAGUUCUACCUAAUGGUGAAAUUCGUCGUGAACAGACGGACUUGAAACCGAGUGACAGGCAUAAUCAACAAAUGCUCUCACAAAAUCGCGACAUAAGAGGAACACGUGUGCUGCCUUCCCCACAUUCAGAGCCACAACUUUCACAGUCACAGAAACCUGCCGUCUACCGAGUCCUCCCUGACGGUAAAACAGUUCGAGAACAGUCGGGCCAAAACAAUACACAGUACAAGCAAGAACCCAGUUCUGUUACACAGAACCAAGAUGGCGUUCAUCUGUCGAAAACGCGCGUGUUCCCGCACGGGAGUGACAUAAGAGGAACACGUGUCAUGGACGAGUCGCAUUCAGAUCCGACCAAAGGUCAAGGACAGAGGCAUGUAACUUACCGACUCCGACCUGACGGUAGUACGUAUCGUGAAGAACUGGACGACAACAAAGAAAACUACCAACAAGCUCCUCUAGUACCACGCAACGGAGAACCGGACAUAAGAGCAACACAUGCCAUUCAUCACGCAGAACCAAUCAAAUCAUUGGCUAAGGAAGACUCAAUAGGCGACAACGGACCAGCGUCAAGCCGGAGGUUCAGCAGCAUUGGCGAAAGUGGAAUUCACAGAUGGGCAAUGUUUAGACUUUGGGUAAACCGGGAAAUUUCCAAAGAAGUACGAAAUGAGGGGGACUUCAAAAGAGAAUUUAAAAAACGCUUAGACCUCCCUAUGGAUAGUAUGGUCACAUCAGUGUUAGUAGACCCAGCGAGUGACGUUAACGGCAAACGGCUCCAAAAACGAUAUGGUUCAAAAUCAGCUGGUGGUCAACGAUAUUAUAACAUUCUACCUGAAAAUAUCUACUUUGUAUUUGGAAUACCGAGGGCAAAGACAUCAAUCGACGCCAAUGUUUCUGAUUUCAUUGAGACCAUGUCAAACGCAGCAGCCAGAUCAGAUCCUGAUGCUUUGUCGACAAACGAUGCACUUUCUACCAAGGAUGACGCAGGGUUGACCGACAGAAACGACGACGUGAAAAAUGUGUUCGGCAAAAGUAGGGGAGAAACAAAUAACGAAGAAAAGUACAGAAGAUGGCAUGCUGGUGAUUUAAAGAAAAGUCGAAAUGUGCCUGAUGGCGAAAAAGGAGAAAAACAUUGGGAAAACAAGAAGCCAAACGAAUUGGAAAUUGACAACUUCGGUAAAAGUAGGAAAUGGUAUUCAGACGAGUACAACAAUGAUUCACCUAAACAAUCGGAAACAAACGACCGCAGGAAUUAUCAGGCCUGGGAUGACGAUAACGAUGGAGAUUACCGAAAGAAAGAAAAAGACGACAUCGGCAAGAGUCGCGCGGAAGAAUUUACCGACUUCGCAAAGUACCAUAUUGGCGAUUAUGAAAAGCCGAAUAAAAAAAGAAGAGACGAAAACACGGAGAACUUUUCAAAUACAAAGACAGCAAGCGAAAAUCUGUAUGCAACACAUGUGAACUACUGAUACCAAAUAUCGAACAAAAGCAUGUCCCUUCAUCCAAUCGCAACAUCUCGAGAAAGUUUUCCGGCGAAUUCCGAAGAUUGCUGGAAAUAUCCCCGAGAUGUUACGAUUGUCCCUUCAUCAAGAUAUAUGUUUCCGUUUUCUGUUCGUAUAGAUUCAAUAUCGCGUCAUUUCUUCUCUCAUAUCCGGAAACUUGAAAAAUUCGGAUUCUUGGAAAGAUUGAUUUUGACUACAAGGAAAACAAAUUGCCAUGAUUGCAAUUUCCGGUGCUAAAAUGACGAUGUGUUCAUAUACAUAAUCGGUGUACACUUUCCAAGAGAGUGUUUGAAAUACUCGUGGAAAAGAGCAGGAAACGUCCAGAAUAUAGACCGUGACAGCUGUACUGCCGGGUAGGUGGGCGUUAAUCAGACUAAUCAGGACAAAUACAGAAAUAUAUUGGAAUUAAAAUUUGUCGGUGAACGACGCUACGAUUGUCUGUAAUGCAGCGGUAAGGCAGUUCACCGGAGAGUCCAACGAGUAAACCGCUGUAUGAUGCAAUGUAAUUAUAUACUAAUUACUAAUAUUUCACGUGUUGAUUAUUUAUAUGUCUUUAAUACAAUUUUGUUUUUGAAUAAAAGCGAAGAUAUCUUCUGUAAUAUCAAAAGCAUAACGAGCUCACAUGUUGUACAUGCGAGUGGCACUGUGGUAACACACUUGUCUUUCACCUAGGCGGCCGGAGUUCGAUUCCACGAUCGGACGUGAAAAUACAUAGGGUCACCUGCUCUACCACUGGGUUUUGUCUGGGUACUCCGGUGUACUCUUACAGUAAGACAACAACGCGCACUUCCAUCCUGGCCAGCAAAUGUUUCGCAAUUUUACAUUUAUGCAUUACAAAUGUAUGUGAUAGUUUUAGCUUGUUGUUAUCGGUUUGAUGGUGGAUAUUGGUUAACUAUGUACAAUAUGCGACAAGAUACAUGUACAUUAUACUUAAAUACAUAUAUAUCUUAAUUAGAAUUGGAUAUUCUGUAUAAAUGUUUUCUACGACAAAUAUUGAAAUAUUUUUACUAAAAAUGACUCAAAAAGGCCGGUAUUUGCCGAUGUAUCUAUUACUUAUAAAUUGUGUAUAUUAUGUACGUUAAUGUUGAUAUUAAAAAGAUAUCCAAUUAAAAUCAUGUGUAUUUUAAGAUAAGAAAAGUUCACAUUUUA
Molecule: messenger RNA, 3028 nt
Organism: Pecten maximus
Lineage: Eukaryota; Metazoa; Mollusca; Bivalvia; Pectinida; Pectinidae
Exons: 7
Coding region: 104-1846 (580 amino acids)
Source: RefSeq, a predicted model, not a curated record